Colletotrichum graminicola M1.001 is the source of this 1176-nucleotide messenger RNA. Its product is annotated as methanesulfonate monooxygenase. The transcript is spliced from 2 exons. Lineage: Eukaryota; Fungi; Ascomycota; Sordariomycetes; Glomerellales; Glomerellaceae. Gene Ontology annotation, molecular function: alkanesulfonate monooxygenase activity. Bases 1 to 1176 code for a protein of 391 amino acids. The record is from RefSeq and is a predicted model, not a curated record. Gene Ontology annotation, biological process: alkanesulfonate catabolic process.
AUGUCAGCUCAACCGCAUCCCCUCAAUACCGAAGCUGACAGAUUACUCUUCGCUUACUGGGUUCCAAAUGUUUCAGGGGGCCUGAUCAUCAGCAAAAUCCCCCAGAAGACCAACUGGGAUCUAGCAAGCAACGUCAAGUACGCGAGGGCGGCGGAGAGGGCUGGCAUCGAAUACGGUCUGACCCAAAUUCGCUUCACUUCUGGAUAUGGCGCCGCAAACCAGCACGAAUCCGUAUCGUUCUCCCAGGCGAUCCUUCAGGCCACAGACACUAUCAAAGUAAUUGCCGCUAUCCUUCCCGGACCCUGGAAUCCAACGACGGUGGCGAAGCAGAUUGCUAGCAUCGACCACUACAGCAACGGCCGCAUCGCCGUGAACAUUGUCAGUGGCUGGUUCAAGGGCGAGUUCACAGCCAUCGGUGAGUGGUGGCUAGAGCACGCCGAGCGCUACCGCCGCAGCAACGAGUUCAUUCGCUGCCUAAAGGGUAUCUGGACCGCACCGGAUGACACUGGAUUCACUUUCGGCGGCGACUUCUACCGCUACCGGAACUACGUGCUCAACCCAAAGCCAGUACAGAAGCCGCACCCAGAGAUCUUCCAGGGUGGUAACAGCGACGAUGCUCGGAACAAUGGCGCCGAAGUCAGCGACUGGUACUUCAUGAACGGCAAUGACCUCGACGGGUUCCGCGCCCAGAUAGAGGAUGUCAAGGCUCGCGCCGCCAAAGUCGGUCGCGAAAAUGAGGUCCGCUUUGCCGUAAACGGCUUCGUCAUCGUACGCGAGACCGAGGAGGAGGCCGUCCGAGUGCUGCAAGAGAUCCAGGGUAAGGCUGAUAAAGAAGCCGUUAACGCCUUCCGCGACUCUGUUCAGCAGGCCGGGGCGAGCACCUCCAAUAUGAAAGGCAUGUGGGCCGACAGCAAGUUUGACGAUCUCGUGCAGUACAAUGACGGCUUCAAGACGAAGCUCAUUGGAACGAAGGAGCAGGUCGCCGAGCGUUUGGUCCUCUUGAAGAGUCUCGGGGUUCACCUUGUUUUGACAGCUUUCUUGCACUAUGAUGACGAGAUUGAAGAGUUCGGAAAGCAUGUUCUCCCGCUCGUUAGACAAUACGAAAAGGAGGGUCGGGGCAAGGACGUUAACUUCGAGAUCGAAAGGACUGGGGAUGUUUACAGGAAGAAGCAGUAA